GGACGGGGGGGGGGCGGAGAAUGUUUGUGUGUGCGCGCGCGCGCCAGCCUUCCGGAAUCGCGCAACGCAGCUUCCGCUGAUGCUGGCGCUGCCUAGGCUUGGUGUCGUUCUUCCUGCCGCCGCUUCCCUCGGUCUGCGCGCGCGGCUGAGCUGCGGCCGCGUCGCCAUGGCGAAGAGCAAGUUCGAAUACGUGCGGGGUUUCGAAGACGAGGCCACGUGCUUGCCCAACUGCUGGGUCGUGGUCCGGUUGGACGGCCGCGGCUUCCACCGCUUUGCCGAGCAACAUGGUUUUAAGAAGCCUAAUGAUGAUCGUGCUCUUAACUUGAUGAACAAGUCUGCACAGACAGUAAUGCAAGAAUUAGAGGAUAUUGUCAUUGCCUAUGGACAAAGUGAUGAAUAUAGCUUUGUUUUCAAAAAGAAAAGCAACUGGUUUAAGAGAAGAGCAAGUAAGUUCAUGACUCAUGUGGCCUCCCAGUUUGCCUCCAGCUACGUUUUCUAUUGGAAAGAUUACUUUAAGGACCAGCCUCUUUUGUAUCCACCAGGAUUUGAUGGGCGUGUUGUCUUAUAUCCUAGUGACCAGAAUUUAAAGGACUAUCUUAGUUGGCGACAAGCUGAUUGCCACAUAAAUAAUCUCUACAAUACAGUAUUUUGGACUCUUGUGCAGAGAGGUGGAUUGACACCUGUACAAGCCCAAAAGCGACUACAGGGAACAGUUGCCAGUGACAAGAAUGAGAUUUUAUUUUCUCAGUUCAACAUUAACUACAAUAAUGAAUCAUUGUUGUAUAGAAAAGGAACUGUUCUACUGUGGCAAAAGGUAAAUCAAGCCAUUAAAAAGAAAAUUAAAAUUCCAGAGGAAACAGAAGAGAAGGAAGUUGAAGUGACCCGGCCAAGGACUACAGUAGUUGCUUUGCACUGUGAUAUCAUUGGGGAUCAGUUUUGGGACCAGUAUCCUGAAAUCCUAGCUGAUGAUAGCUGACAUUUGCCAUCUGGAUGUUGGUGUGAAAUACUCCAUACAGUUUACUCCUGCAAGGACCAUGGGAGACGGAUAGGUGACUGGCCCAGGAUGGAUAUUUCAGUAAACUUGUGUGGUGCACUUAAGAAGCCAUGUAGUGCUUGUAUUCAUUUUUAUAGUUUCAUAGAUGUGUAUGUUUUCCCAUCAAAAUUUUGAGGUGCCUUACAAUAAUAUCAUUGUCAGGUUGAUAAACUUUUUACUUGAAAAGGAAUGCCUUUAAUUUAGGCUAUGGCCCUCAAAGGCACUCUACUGGUACAAGUCCCAUGAGAUUUUGAGCUGCCCAUUUAAAACUGAUAACAUUUAAACUCCUGCUUCAAAUUAAGUUCUAUCAUCAGGGAGCCAAGUUACAAAUUAUCCUAGUUGCUAAUGUCUCUGGAUUAUAUGAGUGAUAAACAAAAUACCCUAGCAAAUGGCUGAAACUAAUUAGGAAGUCUUCCCUCAAGUGUAAAUUAGUUAUGGCUUUUUUGAAAGCUAUGGAAACAUAAUUUCCCUCCGUAAUCAUACAUUUAUUGUUUGGACUCUCUCCUUGCUGCUUUACUGAUUAUUAGAGAAGGUCUCGGGUGACCAAACUGGAAUAAUAAACUUAUUGAAUAAGGGGGGGCAUCACAACAGGAUAUGUUUGUAGGUCAUGCUCUCAAUUUUCUGCUGCCUGGGAAACUAUCCAGUUCCUGCUGUUGAGGAUUGUGGCAAUCAACUUACUGGAAGUUCGUUACUCUUCAAAAAAAAGUUUGUGUUGCGCAUCUGCAAUCUUUGUUCCGGACCUGUGAAGUAAUAAGACCUGUUCCGAGGUGGGUGGGGGGGAGUUGGAGUGUAUGUGAUACUUUCUCUGACUAUGCAGAGACUGGAAUGAUACAUGCUGGGAGAUAAUGACAAAAGGGUUUUAUGUGGAAUAUUUUGUUAAUGUCAUUCCAUUCCUCAUUCUCUGCCUUUCCUGCAUUAUCUUUUAAAGAAGACCAGGUCCCUUAAAGCCUCUUUGAAAAAGAGAUAACAAUAAUCAACCAAUUUAUCUAAAAUGGUGGACAUCUUCAUUGCUAUAGUUAGGUUAAUCAUUAAGAAAAACAACCUUCCAAGCAAUAUGUGUUUAAAUUAUUGCUGUAAUGUUAAUGAAAUUUUGCAUUGAUUUAU
Molecule: messenger RNA, 2137 nt
Organism: Podarcis muralis (Common wall lizard)
Lineage: Eukaryota; Metazoa; Chordata; Lepidosauria; Squamata; Lacertidae
Gene: THG1L
Product: tRNA-histidine guanylyltransferase 1 like
Biological process (GO): tRNA modification
Molecular function (GO): tRNA guanylyltransferase activity; magnesium ion binding
Source: RefSeq, a predicted model, not a curated record